UAGAGGUGGAAGGUUCAACUUUGGCAAGCAUCAGGGCUACCCCAGAGGGAAAUUUAAUUUUUACAGAGGAUUCAGGGGAAGCUUUGGGUUCAGGAAUAGGUUCAAUUCCUACAGGCGAGGUAUCAAGAGAGGGGGCCGAAGAGGGGGAAGGAGUACAGGGGGACAGACAGCAACUAAUUCAGACGUCAAAGAUAAGAAACAAAACUAAUUAUGCUUUAAUUCUUAAUACCAUCGAGCCCUGCUGGGACCAAGAGGAAAAUAACCUGGAGCUACACAGUAAAAAUAAAAAUUUGGCAAAGGUACCCACUAACAAUUCAAUGAUAUUAGAAGAGUUAAAUUUCCCUACAGAAGCCUCUAGCUCCAAGGAAACCUCUCACGCCCCUCCAGUAAGUGGGAUAGGAAACGGAACCAUGGUUUCCUCUAGUCAAGACAGUCUCCAAGGAAUACCGGAAGUACAAAGUCAAAGCAGAAGGCUGCCAGAUACUUCAUAUGGACUGUACCUCACCCUUAGCACAACACCACUUAAAUUUGAUCGCCUUCAGAAUAUAAAAGAUCAACUACCUUCCAUAUUUCCUCCAGAGAUAUGCAACAAAAUUACUUCCAAUUUACGAGACAGCUCCUUGGCCAAGUACCAAAAUCUCUUCAGUAGCUUUAAAGAGUUCAUACACAAUAAAUAUGGAAGUAACAACAAGUUCCCUCUUUUAUCACUGCUACUCUACUUUAACGAAUUAAUAGACAAGGGCCUAGCGUACAACACACUAAAAGGAUAUCGAGCUGCUCUUGGACCAGUUUUGAAGGGAUACUUUCCCAAUUAUUGUCUAGCAGAAGACAAGUAUAUUAAAGCUAUGCUUGAUGGAGUAAAUAGAAGAAGACCCAGCAAUUCUCAUCAAUUUCCAGGCUGGGAUCUUGAUAAAGUAGUUUCCUUCCUCAACACUACAAGAGAUGAUUCUAUGCUGCUCAUGAUUCAGAAGACCUUAUUCCUCGUAGCUUUGGCUUGCCCAUUGAGAGCUAACCAAUUUAAUCAUCUAUGUAUCUCCAGGAGCACUUUCACACCAGAAACCAUUGUGUUAAGGAACCACCCUUCCUUCAUGGCCAAGAAUCAGAGAAACAAUUACACUCCUAUUGAAUUCAGCUUUAGGUGUCACCCUACUAAGCCAAAAAUUUGUCCAGUUAGACAAUUAAACUUUUAUCUGAAGUACACAAAUAAAAUCUGUGCAGAAAGGAACAUAGAUAGGGAAGACCAUAUUUGGCUGGAUGAAAACUUCAAGAUCAUGUCCCUUUCCAAGAUGAGGCAGCUAUUCAGGGACUGUAUUUUCAGAGCUGAUCCCAAUGCCAGAAAACACUCCACCAAUUUCCACUCUAUCAGAGGUCAAGCAGCUUCAAGGAUGAUGUAUAAUGGUGUUACGCUGCAAGAGAUAAUGACUAGAAUGAAUUGUAAAAGCACUCUGUAUUUGGGUCAUUCUAUGCUCUCCUCGGUCUACAGGGAGCUUUCGAUGCAGUCGUUGCAGGACUUCAUCUUCAUGCCCCCUGAAGUAUCGGGUGAGCAAAACCAGUGGGUCUGA
Molecule: messenger RNA, 1562 nt
Organism: Macrobrachium nipponense
Lineage: Eukaryota; Metazoa; Arthropoda; Malacostraca; Decapoda; Palaemonidae
Exons: 2
Coding region: 318-1562 (414 amino acids)
Biological process (GO): DNA integration; DNA recombination
Molecular function (GO): DNA binding
Source: RefSeq, a predicted model, not a curated record